Messenger RNA from Acanthamoeba castellanii str. Neff, 1161 nucleotides. Its product is annotated as MORN repeat-containing protein. The transcript has 9 exons. Gene Ontology annotation, cellular component: cytosol. Lineage: Eukaryota; Discosea; Longamoebia; Acanthamoebidae. The coding region runs from base 1 to 1161 and encodes 386 amino acids. The record is from RefSeq and is a predicted model, not a curated record.
AUGAUGCGCCGAUCGUCAUCUACACUGCCCUUUCGCCAACUUCUGCGUUCCAACUCUCCCGCCCUCCGCCCAGCCACCGGAGUCGUGGAUGGAUCGCGAAGGCUCCUGCACAAUCGUGGCGGGCAGCCGGCCGGGAAAUUAAUCUCCACCUCAUGCACCCCGCGCCCGCUGCGUGGCGGGUUCCGGCGGGCUCUCGCCUCGCAGGUGCCGCCCGAGGCGGACGAACGGGCCAACAAACCGAAGAAGGUGAACAUCGACGUGGACGAGAUGUUCGCGACACCCGAAGACUCGGGCCAGCACUGGCUGCAAAUGACCAUCAACGACGAUUGGGAACGCGCGCCCGAGGGGCCUGACAUGACGGAGCCAGCCGACCUCAACCUGGCUAAGUAUUUGGGCACGCUCGAUGAAAGAGGCCUGCCCACGGGGCGAGGCAAGCUCUUCUCGCAGGACAACCAGGAGGGAAUCUCCAUCUACUACUUUGGUGAGUUCAAGAACGGCAAGUUCCACGGCAGAGGUCGAUCCGUGAACAUCGAGCACAUCGAGCUGACCAAGGAAGAAAGGAACAUGCUGCCCAAAAACGUGUACCAGUGGACAGGCAAAGAGAAGCUGCUCCAGCUCGGCACCGUAUAUGAGGGCAACUGGGAAGAGGGAAAGAUGCACGGUAAGGGUCGCCUCACCAGCCGCGAUGGGAGCGUGUAUGAGGGCGACUUCUCGAUGGGACAAAGGACCGGCCUGGCCAAGAUGAUCUCCGAUGAGGGCUACUACUUUUACACUGGAGAAUUCGAAGACGGAGCCUACCACGGCAAGGGAACGCUUCGAUCCAAGGCCGGCGAUCAGUUCGAAGGUGAAUUCGAGCGAGGGAUGAUGCGACAAGGCAAGGGGAAGAUGGUGUUGGAGGAGGGAUUCAUCUACGAGGGCGAGAUCUUCGAUGGCGCUCCCAGCGGCUACGGCAAGCAGUACCACCCGAACAAGAAGGAGGGUUACGAGGGACACUUCAAUGACGGCGAGUAUCAGGGCCGAGGCAAGCUUCUUACCCCCGACGGCAGCUUUGUCGAGGGCACCUUCGACAAGGGCAUGCUCGACGGACCCGCCACCCACUUCGAUGCCAAUGGUAACGCCACGCCGAUGGUGUUCAAGAGAGGCGUUCCCCAGCAAGCGUGA